Messenger RNA from Peniophora sp. CBMAI 1063, 1509 nucleotides. The record is from the annotation of a GenBank genome assembly. Lineage: Eukaryota; Fungi; Basidiomycota; Agaricomycetes; Russulales; Peniophoraceae.
AUGGCCAAGCCCACAGAGAGGGUUUAUACCCUCUGGCGAAGGCAAUUCUUUGGCGUCUCUACUUUGCAAACGUGGCCGCUUCACUCACACGGUCGACUCGCAUGUUUGCCACCGAAGAUGUCGACGCGGGGGCUAUAUGUCUCCCCAAUCACUCACUCCCCAGUCAAGAGCUUGCCGCCACCUCAUACGAGUCCCGAUGAGAAAGCGGUGAAACACGAAAAGGCCAUCAUACUCAUAGUCUCAUUGCUCGGUUGGUCGCUGGCUCUAUAUGGGUUUGGGCGAUACAUGGGAUACUAUAUUGCACUUGAGCGGGCGCCAGUAACGGGUCGUUGGCAUAUAGUCACCAAGGGUUUCACGGAUGAGUACCAGAAAGAGGUAAUCAAUAGGAUAAACCAGAGUAUCGCAAAUGGCGGACGUGGAAAGUCCCUGCCUGUCGACCAUCCAGUCGUCCAGCGUGCGCUAUCUGUUUGCGAUCAUAUAUUGAGAGCAAACGGAUUGGGUCGCGUCGUUGCAGGUGACUCGGCAACACUAGAAGAGGAAAGGAGGCCUAACGAAGCCCAUCGGACGUGGCGUCUUUUCGUAUUGCAUGACGAGACAGACGAUUAUUAUGGCACCGCUGCAGCUUGUGGGGAAGAUGGAAGUACUCUGCUUUUGUACACCAGCGCUUUACCGAGCCACCAGACCGACGACCGCCUUGCGGCAACACUCGCUCAUGAAGUUGCGCACGGCAUUCUACAACACGGAGCGGAGCGACGAGCUUGGAACCGCGUGUAUUCUUUUAGCUGUGCUCUUUUCAUUGCCUUCGGCACGCUAUUCAGCCCCCCGAUGGCUCUCUCCUGGCUUUGGAUCUUACCCCUCCGCCAGCGUUUGGAGUCUGAAGCUGAUCAAGUGGGUGCAUAUCUCGCAGCACAAGCUGGAUAUGAUCCCAAGGCGGGUAUUGAAGGCCUUCAGUCAGAGCAUGAUGUUCAAGAAGUUGCUACCUUUAACGGGCUGAUGAGCCGAUUCGUGCCUCUCAUUACGCCACUAUAUCCUUCUCACCCACCAACACCGGUGAGGGUCGAGGCUUUGCAGAAAGCCAUCGAAAAGAUGCGCCGGCCGGGUCCGCCUGCGCACUCGCUAGCCACCGCCGACACGGCUAGAUGGCCGUCACUUGCGCCUGCAGUAUCGGGGCGAGAGGAUCUUCGCAAAGUCAGCUUGGAGGAAUGGGAGACUCACAUCAAGUUAUAUGGCAUGAUCGAUCACAUCCACCUCUUCGCGCUGGGCCGAAUCUUGGGAAGGGACAUCCACGAUGUCUUCAGCGUCCGAUCUCUCUAUCAGAAGACAAAAAGGGCCUUCGAUACGGUGUCUCCUGCGCAGGAUUACGAUCCUGCUUUCAUAGUCGCUUUACUGAUGGGGACUGGCGUGUUGAAUCAUCAUGAUCAUGAUGUACUUCGCAAGGGGUUCCAGCUGGAACUGCAAGAUACCUUGGGAGAGACCCCUGGUCAUGCGGAUGAUAGAGAUAGACAGUAA